AUGACGCACGCGUUCUAUGCAGAUAUGGGAGGGUUUCUUCUCGAGGGGCCUGGGGUUGAGACUCCAUUUCCGGUUGAUGCGGCGCAGUUGCUGUUUCUGGUUGGACAGGGAUAUGUGGAAUAUCCAGAAAUUACACGAGAUGAUAUCGAUGAUAGGAACAAGUCAGAUGGGAUUGCGAGAUUUAUCGCAGUGUGUCAGGCGGUUUGGUUGCUACUAAAUUGCAUCCUGCGCGCAGCCCAGGAUCUUGCUUUGACAACAAUGGAGCUUACUACUAUCUCCUUUGUCAUUGUCUUCUUCGCAACAUCGUUUUGCUGGUACUACAAACCGCAAGAUAUAACCAAUAUGACCACCGUAACUCUCGCGGUAGAUAUCACAAGUAUCCGAGAAAAGCACUGUCCUCCAGAGCUCGAAGAAUGGUACACGAACCCCUUGGAAUUCCUGCAUCCCAACCUCUACAUCUGCCACAUCUUCUGGCGCUACUUCAACCAGAUUCUCCGCCGGAUCCACUGUCCCAUCUUCUCCCGUCCCGUCACCAACAAACCUUACAACCGCAUCCCAAGCGACGAUUUCCCGCAUCUAGAUACACUAGCUGAUGCUCUCGCCUGUCCGAUCGUCCUCCUCUUUGGCAGCGUGUUCAUGUUCGCUUGGACCUUUGACUUUCCCUCUUCCCUCGAGCGAAUCCUGUGGCGCAUUGCGUCCUGCUAUACACUGUUAUUCUCCCUCGUCGGCGGCUCAUACGUACAAUUCUGCUAUAAGGUUCUUCUUCCACGGCAUGCUGAGAAGCGAAGGGCUCGGGAUGUGGAAGCUACUAUACCGCAAACGCGGAUGCAGCGUCUCGCUGCGAAGAUGAGAAAUAUCCAUCCUUCGAGGGACCCAAGGUUGGAGAUCCCGCUAUUGGCGCUCAUCCCUGUGACCGUGCUAUGCGCUUUGUAUUGUAUUUCUAGAGCAUAUAUACUCGUUGAGGACUUCGUUGGGCUAAGGGAUCUACCUGAGACGGCGUUUCAGACGGUGGAGUGGUCCGUCUAUAUUCCUCAUUGGUAG
Molecule: messenger RNA, 1041 nt
Organism: Aspergillus pseudoviridinutans
Lineage: Eukaryota; Fungi; Ascomycota; Eurotiomycetes; Eurotiales; Aspergillaceae
Exons: 3
Coding region: 1-1041 (346 amino acids)
Source: RefSeq, a predicted model, not a curated record